CUAUCAUACAAAAACAAUAAUCAAUGUUCACCAAUAGCGAGAACCGUCGAAGUAAGAGGUUGACCAUGGUUAAUUGUGAAGUUUAGCAGUCCUGGUGAAUGAUAAAUCUGUCUGGCUAUGGCUUCCUUAAAGCUGAUCGUACUGGCGUGUGUACUCUUCGUCAGCGUCUCCAGUCAGAGAUACACUUGUGAUAAUAAUCCGUUUAACAACGGGUGUACUAUUCCAUUCGGCCUCGACAUCCCCUUCAGUAACUCAUUCCUUCCGGCCUGCAGGCGGCAUGAUAUCUGCUACAAAUGUGGCAACCAUCCAAUGUACGUAGAACGCGAUCCAAGGCAGCGAUGUGAUCGUAUCUUUCGCCGGAAUAUGAUGGCAAUUUGUAGGCGACGAAGCUUCUUCCGGAAGCUGACCUGCCAGGCUAAUGCCCGUCUCUACUACACAGGUGUUCGUGCGUUGGGCAUCGGCCGAAUGAAAUCCCGGGAACGUGUUCCAAGCUUUUGUACCCAAAGCUGGGUAAAUCCAUGUCUCCAGUGACGUGUACACAGCGACAUGUCGAAUGAGGUCGGCUACCUUCGGAUGUAGACUACGGAAUCAGCCGAAUGUUGACUAGCGCCAUGUAUCGACAAUCAACUUAUAAUAUAAUAAUCUUCAUAAUCGAAGACUCUUCGUAUGUGUGUGUUUCUAUUGAUGACAUAUAAAUAAUGCAAAAAUAAACAAUGCAAAAUAUAA
Pecten maximus is the source of this 726-nucleotide messenger RNA. RefSeq lists its product as uncharacterized. Gene Ontology annotation, molecular function: A2-type glycerophospholipase activity. Gene Ontology annotation, biological process: arachidonate secretion; phospholipid metabolic process. The coding region runs from base 118 to 531 and encodes 137 amino acids. The transcript is spliced from 4 exons. Lineage: Eukaryota; Metazoa; Mollusca; Bivalvia; Pectinida; Pectinidae. The record is from RefSeq and is a predicted model, not a curated record.